Messenger RNA from Aureobasidium vineae, 549 nucleotides. The record is from the annotation of a GenBank genome assembly. NCBI's taxonomy places the organism in Eukaryota, Fungi, Ascomycota, Dothideomycetes, Dothideales, Saccotheciaceae.
AGUCAAGCAGCAGCAAUGAUCAACGCCGUCCUGGUUUUCAAUAACAAUGGCCAACCGCGUCUGACCAAGUUCUACACGCAGCUGCAACGCCUGAUUUCCGAAAUCUUCACUCUAGUCUCUGCCCGACCUUCAUCAUCAUGCAAUUUUCUACCGCUACCACCUCUUCUCGCACCUGCUCAGUCCGCGGGAGCUGUAUCGGAUUCCCACAACGAUGUACCUUCUCUGGUCACUUACCGCCACUAUGCGACUCUCUACUUUAUCGUCAUCAGUACUAGCACCGAGUCCCCUCUAGCCUUGCUCGACCUGAUCCAGGUCUUUGUCGAAUCACUGGACAGGCUCUUUGAGAACGUUUGUGAACUCGAUCUCAUCUUCAACUUUGAAACGCUACAUGCGGUACUGGGCGAAAUGAUCGUUGGUGGCGUGGUAAUCGAAACAGGCUUGGAUAAAGUGGUACAAGGAGUCAAGGCGCAAGGAAAGGUUGCUAAACGGCCGGUCAAUGAGGGCAGUCGUUCAGGUGGCCUCGGACCUGGUAUCUGGGCAGGUAGAUGA